AUGUCAGACGUUGAAGAACAAUACGAAGAACAACCAGUUGUUCAAGAAGAAUUACAAGUAGUUGAAUUAGCUACUCGUAUUCCUUUAGAAGUUCAAGAAGCUCAAAGAGAAGUUAAAUUAUUUAAUAAAUGGUCAUUUGAAGAUGUUGAAAUCAAAGAUGUUUCAUUAGUUGACUAUAUUCAAAUUAGACAACCAGUCUUUGUUUCCCAUACUGCUGGUAAAUACGCAGUUAAAAGAUUUAGAAAAGCUCAAUGUCCUAUUAUUGAAAGAUUAACUAAUUCAUUAAUGAUGAAUGGUAGAAAUAAUGGUAAAAAAUUAAAAGCAGUCAGAAUUGUUAAACAUGCAUUAGAAAUUAUUAAUGUUUUAACCGAACAAAACCCAGUUCAAGUUGUUGUUGAUGCUAUUGUCAACUCAGGUGCAAGAGAAGAUUCAACAAGAAUUGGUUCAUCAGGUACUGUUAGAAGACAAGCUGUUGAUGUUUCUCCAUUAAGAAGAGUUAAUCAAGCCAUUGCUUUAAUUACUAUUGGUGCUAGAGAAGCUUCAUUCAGAAAUAUUAAAACUAUUGCUGAAUGUUUAGCUGAAGAAUUAAUUAAUGCUGCUAAAGGUUCUUCAACUUCAUAUGCUAUCAAAAAGAAAGAUGAAUUAGAAAGAGUUGCCAAAUCAAACCGUUAA
Messenger RNA from Insectozyma verbasci, 672 nucleotides. Lineage: Eukaryota; Fungi; Ascomycota; Pichiomycetes; Serinales; Debaryomycetaceae. The record is from the annotation of a GenBank genome assembly.